Messenger RNA from Nasonia vitripennis (jewel wasp), 2049 nucleotides. RefSeq names its product NECAP-like protein CG9132. Lineage: Eukaryota; Metazoa; Arthropoda; Insecta; Hymenoptera; Pteromalidae. Gene Ontology annotation, cellular component: clathrin vesicle coat; membrane. Gene Ontology annotation, biological process: endocytosis. The record is from RefSeq and is a predicted model, not a curated record. The coding region runs from base 426 to 1196 and encodes 256 amino acids. The transcript has 3 exons.
CUUAUCAAAGCGCGCACCGGGCCGAAAACAUACGUGUACCGCGCGCGCGACGCGCACCCCCACAUCCUUGCUAUUCACGUGUGCGCUCGCGCACAGCACAUCCACCGCGAUUGCGAGUUGAAGAGAGGAGGGAGUGAAAGAGAGAGAGAGAGGACGAAGCCAGAGGUCAACACUACAGGAAGAGAAGAGAGAGCGUACGAGCCACCAGCGACUUGUCAAAACGUACUCGUGUCAAAGAGGAGGAGGCAGUGUGUGCCAGAGUAGCGCUGCGCCUUGACCGUUUCUCUCUCUCUCUCUCUUAUACUUACUGUUGUGUGAGUGUGUGUGUGUGUGUGUAUCAUCAUCGACUCCGUUUGUAUCUCUUUUCUUCUUAGAAGGCUUUGGCCGUUGUUGUUUUUUCUGCUAUAACGACGACAACGACGAUAAUGGAGCCGAGCGCGGAAACGUACGAGAGUGUGCUCCUGGUGAAAUCGGAGGUGUUCGUCUUCAAAAUACCCCCAAGGUCGACCAACAGGGGUUAUAGGGCUGCCGAUUGGAACCUGCAAGAACCCUCGUGGACAGGUCGCAUGAGACUAGUGUCCCAAGGUGAUGCUGUGGCAAUAAAGCUGGAGGACAAGAUGACAGGACAAUUGUUCGCUAAGUGUCCUAUAGAGCAGUAUCCAGGCAUCGCAGUUGAACCUGUAACGGAUUCCUCUCGUUACUUUGUUCUGAGAAUCCAGGAUGACAAUGGCAGGUCUGCUUUCAUUGGCUUGGGAUUUCUGGACAGAUCAGACAGUUUUGAUUUGAACGUGGCGCUGCAGGAUCAUUUCAAGUGGUUGAAAAAUAGAGAUCAGAUUGAGAAAGAGAAGGAGAAGCCCAAGCAGGAGCUAGAUCUUAGGUUCAAAGAGGGAGAGACUAUCAAAAUCAACAUGAAGAUUACUAAAAAAGAUGGCAGUGAAGUUUCAUCCAAGGCAAAACAGCGCCCCAGCACAGGCAUUGGACUUCCUCCUCCUCCAGGUGGUGUGAAAAUCGCACCACCACCAGCAAGGACACCUACCAUGUCACCAGCACACAAACCUACACAAAAUCCACAAAAUCACAGUGGAACGGGACCCGAAUGGGGCGAAUUUGCAAGCGCCUCUCAGCAGCAGCAACAGCAGCAGAACACAGCAGCAGCCCCUGCAGCCUCGACGAAUGCCAGUUGGGUCCAAUUCUAAUAAAUAUAUAAAAUUCAGUGGAAUUGCGCUUAGCUCCAGCAUAGGUCUUUGAUUUAUGUAUGUAUAAUUUAUAUAUAAAAUAUAUAUAUAUAUAUAUUUGGAAUAGCGAUGUUACGCACAUAAAGUGCGCAUACCUGCUUCUGUGCGUAUGCAAUUUAGGUAUGGCGAUUAUGAGAGAUGAUGGAAAAAUAAUGGAUGUGUGUUCUUGAGAUUGUUCAUAUCUUAGCUUAAACAUAAUUCACUUUGAAACAACCUGUUUGAAAGACAGAAAGAAACAACAACAAAUUCAUUGUUUCGCAUUUAAGACAAAGAAACUCGUUUUUUUCUUUGACGUUGUUCCACGUUUUCCUUUUUCAUGGUAGAUUAUUAAUUGCAGUAUUAGUCCACAACUUUUUUUAUGACGUAUAUACACCGUUCUCGGAUUUUAAAUUUGGGUCGCGUGAGGGGCCUCAAUUGCGAUUCCAGAUCUUCAAGUUUGUACAUAUUGUUGUAUCUUGAGAAUGAAAAUAAUCUAUUAGAAAAUCACUAGGCCUAUGUGGAAAAAAUAUAUAAAGUGCGCGUUGAGAUUGUUGAAAAUGAUCUAAAUAAAGGAAAAUGAGUGGAAUGCAAUCGUCUUCGUCCAGGAGACGACAACGUUUCGUGCUGGCUUAAAAAAAGCAGAUAUUUUAUGCCGUGAUCAUUCUAUCCAGUGUAACAUAAUGUAUCAGCGUGUUGAAACAAAAUAAAAUGUCGUUGCGCCGAUCAUCACUGUUGUAACUAGUAUGAAAUAGAUUAAGAAUAUUCCAAAUGUGCAAACACUAUGGAUGCCCUCGAUAUAUAUUUUCUUCAAAUAUAGAAUAGCUCUAAAAUUAAA